Messenger RNA from Cervus elaphus (red deer), 1229 nucleotides. RefSeq names its product succinate dehydrogenase complex assembly factor 2 (gene SDHAF2). The record is from RefSeq and is a predicted model, not a curated record. Lineage: Eukaryota; Metazoa; Chordata; Mammalia; Artiodactyla; Cervidae. Gene Ontology annotation, cellular component: mitochondrion. The transcript is spliced from 4 exons. The coding region runs from base 120 to 620 and encodes 166 amino acids. Gene Ontology annotation, biological process: tricarboxylic acid cycle; protein-FAD linkage; mitochondrial electron transport, succinate to ubiquinone.
CCGCCAUACGCGAGGACGCAUCUUCCUGCUCAAGUCUUCGGCGCCGCUGUCUGCGGCACUGGUGUUCGAAAGUAUCCGGAAGUGGCCGGGCCAUAGGCCUUUGAUGCGGCUUGGGAAAAAUGGCGGUGGUCGCUGUCUUCCCGGCUCUUGCGCGGAUGCUUGCUCUGUCAAGGCGCCACCUAGUGUCUCCUUCACUCAGCAUGACAUCAUGCAGACGCUGCUACAGAGGUGACAGCCCGAGAGAUUCCCAGAAGGAUAUGAUUGAAAUCCCUUUGCCUCCAUGGCAGGAGCGAACUGAUGAAUCUAUAGAAACCAAACGAGCCCGGCUGCUCUAUGAGAGCAGGAAGAGGGGAAUGCUGGAAAACUGCAUCCUGCUUAGCCUCUUCGCUAAGGAACAUCUGCAGCACAUGACAGAGAAACAGCUGAACCUCUACGAUCGCCUGAUUAAUGAACCCAGUAACGACUGGGAUAUUUACUACUGGGCUACAGAAGCAAAACCAGCCCCAGAAAUAUUUGAAAACGAAGUCAUGGCCCUGCUGAGAGACUUCGCUAAGAACAAAAACAAAGAGCAGCGACUGCGGGCCCCGGAUCUUGAAUACCUCUUCGAAAAGCCACAUUGAGCUACGUGCCGCCGCCUGCCUGGCUUUGGGGGAUCCAUGGAUGCUCAUUGCCUGCGAUGGGUACUGGCCUUGAUGUCCUGCUUCUUAGAUGCUCAGCCCACCCAGACCUCUGGUCCUGCCUGCAGCGAUGGACCCGCCUCUCUCCAAGGACAUGUAUAUGUUCAGUGUGCCUCAUGCUAGGACCCUUCAAGGCUCCCGUCUAAGCCUCAGAAGCGGCUUGUCCAUGUUACUGUCGCUCGGGCCUGACUCUCUCUCUGGCUCCAUAGGAGGAAGCAUUGUGCCAGCUCACUGCUUCAGCCAGAAGUGUGCUCGGUGUGAAGAGGCAGCCAGCUGCCUGUGCUGUGUGGAAAGCUCCCUGGGUGAGCCAGGGCUUUGUCCCUGUGAAAUUCCCCCUUCCAACCUGGGUUGGUUCUUUCUGCCAGGGGAAGCUGAUCCAAGCCCCCUGAGUAGAACCCUUCAAAGACCCAGCAGGCAGAAUGAGGGCAGCGGGCAGGAACAGUGUGGGCGUGCUGCUUAAGAGUCAGCAUCCUCAGCAGAUUUUCUCUAGAAUGCUCAUUUUAUAAGCAGAACGAUAAUUGUGUAUAUUAAAGAAUAUUUUAAAAAGGAAAA